AAAAUCAGAAACUUAAGCUUUUUGUGCAAAAUUUUUGAUUUUAACGCCCAUGAAUUGAAUUAAAUCGCAGUGUGCUUUAUUUUAAUAAAUGUUAUGCUCGACGCCGUGAGAGCGGUUUGUGUGUUGUGUUUGUUGGUUGAUUGGAAAAGGGGCGGAAAAGGUUGCGAUGGGGGUCGCAUGUUUUUGGUUCGAGUGUUUUCGGUUCAGAUGUUUUUGGUUCGGUGUGUGUCGCGUUCGGAUGUUGGCGGGGUCGUUGUUGAUUUUUUAUUUAGCUCUUUAAUUUUAUCCUUGCACAUGCGCAUCUACGCCAUAGGUGGACCCCGCCACAGCUAACAACCUAUUGCCCCGAUGGGUCGGGUCGAUUAUCUUAGUCUUUUUCAGUCGAUGUACGAUCGGAUUGAUUGUCUUAGCCCGCAUCGUCCAUAUCAAUUUUCAUCAGAAUGCAUCCACAUCGAAUAUUAGUGUACUAUUUACAUGCGAGGGCCUUGAUGCAUAGUGUACAUAGUGCACUGUACAUGCGGAGACCUCCUCCACGCCCUUCUUUUUCAAUGCGUUUGCGAAGAAUACGCUUUUUUAUCUGAUUGCGGUAGAGACCCGGCCCUUUCUGGUUCUUUCUUUAAAUCCCUUAAGCCCGUCUCAUAGCCUUGCUAUUCUCCUCGUGGAGAGCAAGAACUACAAGGAACUACUCUGAUGUGGAUGACGAUGACGAACUGUCUCGAGAAGCGCUCUCGCAAGGUACUUACGCG
This is a messenger RNA of Amoebophrya sp. A25, 746 nucleotides long. The record is from the annotation of a GenBank genome assembly. Lineage: Eukaryota; Dinophyceae; Syndiniales; Amoebophryaceae.